Messenger RNA from Nymphalis io (European peacock), 1501 nucleotides. It is a transcript of the gene BAEE, whose product is annotated as CLIP domain-containing serine protease HP8-like. NCBI's taxonomy places the organism in Eukaryota, Metazoa, Arthropoda, Insecta, Lepidoptera, Nymphalidae. Gene Ontology annotation, biological process: proteolysis. Gene Ontology annotation, molecular function: serine-type endopeptidase activity. The coding region runs from base 191 to 1294 and encodes 367 amino acids. The record is from RefSeq and is a predicted model, not a curated record. The transcript is spliced from 7 exons.
UCAGAUGAGCUUAAUGUCGUGUCGAUAAACCACGCUCCGACGGUUCGUCUGCAAACAGAAGCCUCUUGUUAUUGGUGUUAGUGUUUAUAAUAUUGAUAACCUUUUGUGUCAAAUAAGAAUCAAUCAUUCGCACGGUCCGUCUCGCGACUUACAGUUCACUCGUGUAUUUAUACUCGUUAUAAUUACACAAAUGGAAGUAAUGUGCAAAGAGAUUCUUUUCAUAUGUUUUUUCGCCGUGUCAGGUGUCCUUGCUAAAGAUAUUUGCAAAAACGAUGCUAGCUGCAUACCCCUGGAAGAAUGCACCAAUCUGUAUUACAGGUUACAGCAUGAACAUGAUGAAUUAAUAAUAAAUCUUUUAAAAAAAUUACAUUGCGGUUUUGACGCCGCCAAAAAACCUCAGGUAUGCUGUCCCCCACAUUUUAGAAAUACAAACUUAGUGACCAGACUCCCUGAAGUCAAUUUUAAUCCUACAGACUUAUUACCCGAUUUGAAGACAUGUGGUAUUCAAAAUAAUGAUCGGAUUGUUGGAGGGACAGAAACGGAACUUGACGAGCAUCCAUGGAUGGCUUUGGUGCGAUAUGACAAACCUAAAGGAAGCGGUUUCUACUGUGGUGGCGUAUUGAUAUCUUCGAAAUAUGUUUUGACGGCCGCGCACUGUAUUAAGGGGGCUGAUCUUCCGAAAAACUGGAAACUGUCUCAAGUCCGACUCGGCGAAUGGAACGUGACGAGCAAGAAAGACUGUUAUUUAGACGACUGCAGCCCACCAGUUCUUGAUAUACCUGUAGAAGAGAUUAUUGCUCACGAAGGCUACAUCGCCGAUGAUAAUCACCAGCAAAACGAUAUCGCUCUGCUCAGACUAUCCACAAAAGUCGAGUUCAAUGAUUUCGUUAAGCCCAUAUGCCUUCCCAUUACUCCAGAAUUGCGUAAUAAUUUAUUUGAUGGUUACCACAUGGAGGUGGCCGGAUGGGGUAAAACGGAAACAAGGUCGGCUUCGAACAUUAAGUUGAAAGUCCGCGUGCCAGUAAUAAAUCGUACGGACUGUCAGAAUAUCUACAAUAGAGCCGGGCGUUUGAUCACGGAAAAUCAACUUUGCGCUGGUGGCCUACAAGGUCAAGAUUCUUGUCGAGGAGACUCCGGUGGUCCACUUAUGGGUCAAUUGUCUACACUUGAGAAUUGGAUGGCGGUAGGCGUGGUAUCUUACGGUCCAUCACCUUGUGGUACCCAGGGCUGGCCCGGUGUGUACACGCGUGUUUCCGCUUUCGUCGACUGGAUACUUGCCAAUAUCCGACCGUAAAUAAUUAUGUAAUUAAUAAUUUGUACCUAUUUGAUUUGAAAUUUUUCGUUGACUGGCAUUCUUUUAAAAAAAGGUAGGUCUUAAAUAUUAAAAAUAUUGAGAAAACCGAACCCACGUUCCUUCUUUUAAAAUAAUUUAAUGAAAUUUAUGUGUAUAAAAAUAAAAAAUACAUAUUGUAAUAAUAAUAAAAAAAAUACAUAACCUGUA